Episyrphus balteatus (marmalade hoverfly) is the source of this 1532-nucleotide messenger RNA. It is a transcript of the gene chic, whose product is annotated as profilin. Bases 314 to 694 code for a protein of 126 amino acids. Gene Ontology annotation, molecular function: actin monomer binding. Lineage: Eukaryota; Metazoa; Arthropoda; Insecta; Diptera; Syrphidae. The record is from RefSeq and is a predicted model, not a curated record. Gene Ontology annotation, cellular component: cell cortex. The transcript has 4 exons.
UCUUUUUUUUUUCUCCAUCAUCGCCGUUGGAAGAUAAAAAAAAUAUAUCCAAAAUCUACUACAGUAGAGUUUCUGUUUCAGCCAUAGUCAUUUGCAGCCGACAUCUCACCGUGAAAAGUUUCGUUUAGUAAAAUAUAUAAAAAAAAAUCCCGUGGUGUGCCAUUUUCGAUUUUUUUCUACCUUCACUUUAACACAAAAAGAAAAACGUUUUCUCUCUCAAUUUUAAAAUCCAACAAAAAAAAACUCACUGCUGCAAAAAAAGCAUUUCUAUUUUCAUUCAAAUUAAAUAACAAAUAAUAUACACACAUCCAAUAUGAGCUGGCAGGAUUACGUCGACAACCAACUCUUGGCCUCGCAGUGCGUUUCAAAAGCGGCCAUCGCUGGGCACGAUGGAAACAUCUGGGCACAAUCUAAUGGUUUUGAGGUGACAAAAGACGAACUAGCAAAAUUGGUUCAAGGUUUUGAAAAACAGGAACUCCUCACCAGCGGCGGAGUUACGCUAGCCGGUCAGAGGUACAUUUAUCUGUCUGGAACUGACCGCGUAAUACGUGCCAAACUAGGACGAAGCGGUGUCCAUUGUAUGAAAACGCAACAAGCUGUUAUUGUUUCCAUCUAUGAAGACCCUGUACAGCCACAACAGGCUGCUUCCAUUGUAGAGAAACUUGGAGAUUAUCUCAUUACUUGUGGGUACUAGAACAAAAAUUAAAAUUUUAAUAUCUGCUAUGGAAUAUAAAAUAAAAAAAAAAAAUAAGUAAAUAAAAAAAAAAAACAGAAAAUAAUAAUAAUAAAAAACAACAAUCUAAAACAUAUAAUAAAAAAAACUGCAAUUGUGAGAAUAAAAAUCAUUUAUAAUUUUUACGAUGUGUUGUGUCAACUUUUGCUAAUCUUAAACUACUCUUGAAUCGUAUCGCUUUUUAUGUUCUAUCAUUUGAUACCAGAAGAAACAGAAGAAAAAAUCACGAAAAAAAUACAAGAAAAAACAAAAAAAAAAAAACCAACAACAACAACAAUAUUUAAUAUAAAAACAAAAUAAACAUAAAAAAAAUCAAUGUGUAUUAUUUUUCAUUUGCUGCUGAGCGCGACAAAAGGAAAAAAAAAACGAAACAAAAAAAAAAAAGAAAAAAAACUUUUUAAGUAUAUUAAUUGUAUGUAAUAAACACAAACAAAAAAAAUUAAAUAAAGAAAGUAAUAAUAUAAAAAAAAAUAAUAAUGAUAAUCGCGGGGAGUCCAUAAAAAAUAAAUAAAAUAUUCUCUUUUUAAUCGUAGGCCAUCAUCCGUUUUAUACAAUACAAAAAAAAAAAGUAAAAAAACAAAAAAAAAAAAAAUAAUAAAAUAAAAAUAUCAAUAAAAAAUAAGAUUUCCCAAAUUUUUCUCAUGUGUUUUUGCUUUGUACAAAUUCAUACUUGAUUUUUUUUUCUUUUUUUUUUGUUAAUUUCCUUUAAUUAAUUGCGCUAAAAUAUAAAGUUGAUGAAAAAAACUAUAAAAAAAACGCUAUGAGUUGUGGGUUAAAUUUUUUGCAUUUUUUUUUUUUU